Messenger RNA from Esox lucius (northern pike), 2860 nucleotides. RefSeq names its product calcium channel, voltage-dependent, gamma subunit 1b (gene cacng1b). Gene Ontology annotation, cellular component: membrane; L-type voltage-gated calcium channel complex. Gene Ontology annotation, molecular function: voltage-gated calcium channel activity; calcium channel regulator activity. The coding region runs from base 291 to 986 and encodes 231 amino acids. Gene Ontology annotation, biological process: regulation of calcium ion transmembrane transport via high voltage-gated calcium channel; calcium ion transmembrane transport. The transcript has 4 exons. NCBI's taxonomy places the organism in Eukaryota, Metazoa, Chordata, Actinopteri, Esociformes, Esocidae. The record is from RefSeq and is a predicted model, not a curated record.
AAAAUCUAGGGCACUGUUAUCUGGCCCCUUUUCUUCAGGCAGCAGCAGAGGACAGAGAGCUGAGGAGAGGAGACGUUUAGUGUUUUACUAAGGCUUUGGAGAACAAAGACAGGACAACCUUAACACUGAUUUCCAUGUGCUUGACAAUACUUCAGGGGAUCAUUACAACAAUACAUUAUAACAACAAACACACUUCAUAAACACACCUGGAACGCUCACGCAUACUCUCCAAACUUGGGAACACACUUGCCUCUCACAUACUUUCUACGCUACAAAGAAACUAUAGCACCAUGUUGGAGGAAAAGAAGACCAAGGUAAAGAUCACAUUCUUCGUCAUCCUAGUCGGAAUCUCCUGCAUGCUGGCUGCUGUGGUUACAGACCACUGGACUGUCCUGAGCCCACUGUUCAGUAAGCUCAACGACACCUGUGAGGCUGUCCACUUUGGUCUUUGGAAGCUUUGCAAGAAAAGCAUCUUCAUGGUGGAGGAAGACCCUGAGGGCCAGGGCUGUGGACCCAUCAGUCUACCUGGAGCCAAGAACUGCUCCUACUUCAAACACUUCACUAAGGAAGAAGAGGCUGAAAGGUUUGAAGCCAAAACCCAGAAAGAAUAUAACCUUUCUGCAGCGGCCAUCGCUGUAUUCAGCUUGGCCUUCAUGACCCUGGGGUCAAUGUGCAUCGUUUUCUCAUUUGGGAAGGGCCGGGACUACUUGCUGCGACCUGCUGGAAUGUUCUUUGCCUUUGCAGGUCUUUGCAUCAUUAUCUCCGUAGAGGUGAUGCGUAACUCCACAAAGCGAAUGAUUGACAGUGAGGAAACCGUCUGGGAACAUUACUACUACUCCUGGUCAUUUGAAUGUGCCUGUGCCUCCUUCGUCCUGCUGGUACUCAGUGGCCUCAGCCUGUUGAUUAUCUCCAUGCCCCAGAUGCCACGUAACCCUUGGGAGACUUGCAUGGAUGCAGAGCCAGACUCCAUGGAGCCCAUUGACUAGUAGUUAUAGAUCAGACUAGAACCAAUUGGAGGAAAACCUAGAACCAACAACACCUGAUCAGACCAAAUUUGAAUAGAUGAGAACCAGCCCAGAUGAGAAAACAGUAGCACUGGAGGAAAAAUCUAUACAGUUACAUAUUGGGAUACUGUUGUUGACAAUGUUGCAAUAUUAUAUUAUUAAAGUGAAUGUUCCCCAUCUUAAAAAGAUUUUUCAAGCACUGCUUUUCAAAACCUUUUUUUCUCAUGGUCCUCUCUUGUUCCUCUGCAAAGACAUAUGGUAAAAGUACUUGGCUGUGUUCACAAAUUUUGACUGUUGGUGGUGAAAAUAAUUCCAUGAAGUGCGGUGUGUGGGUUCCCUUUUGAUUGGGCAUUUCAAUGCCACUCUAUGGUAAGACGUGAGGUAAUGCCAGGCCUUCGGUUGCUCGCUGGAACACCCAUACCCAGCAGUCAGCUGUCUCGGUUCUGAGGAUGAGACCAAUGGCUCUUACCCCUGAGCGGGCUAAUCUCUCUGACAGAGCGUGUCGGUAUCCUGUGCGUUUUUUUCAUCACUCCUGUUCUUCGUUUGCAGUUGGUGACUCCAAGGUGGAACUGCGCCCUAUCUGGGUUUUUCUGCUUACAGUGUCAUGGAUCUGUUGGGUCUGGAGUUUAACCUCCUACCCUUCCACCUUGUGCCUCUGUAUUAUCUGGACCAGGCUGGAGGUUUCUGGUCCUGUGAAUGUAUUUUGGGGCAAGCAACAAAAAUUGAUGCACAGUGGCUAGAAAGAACUCCCAUGUAGUGUCAAAACUUAGGAACAAACCUACAGAGGAACCAAACACUAAGAGAUGGCCGGUCCUCUUCUGGCUGACACGGGUGAAGAAUAAAAGAGUACAUUUUGGGCCACAUCAAUGUUUUUGCAUGUUCAGAUGACCAGCAGGUCAAUAAAUGCAUCUGGGCUUUGUGCAGUCUUUAAACAGAUUCCAGAUCAGCAGCACAACCAGGUGGGCUGUGGCAGCAGGUAGCAACUUGAUCUGCAAUACAAGAUCAGUGUUUUAGUGUUUCUAGGCGGCGCCUGUCCCUCUGGGUUGUGAGGGCCAUGUCUAUGUCUUACAGUGGCAAGGGUCAGGUACCUGUGCUCUCUUUGUAGGGUUGCAUGUGGCUAAGAUUUGUGUACUGGCUGUGUGGACAUCUCCACAUGCUUUUGUGUGGGACUUCCACCCUUUUGCCACUGCCCCUGGCAUGACCUUUGGGGAUUUUGGCUUGGGAAAUAGAUGGCCUGGGAGCCGCGCCCAUCAGGCCACUGAUAUCAGUGUUGUGCCUCUCCUGCUUUGCGGCACUGUGUACUGUCCCCUUACGUGGCAUUGAAGUGACUGACUGAAAGGGAACCUUGAUUAUGAAUAUAACCUUUGUUCCCUGAGGGAGUAAAUGAGGUGUCCUUACUUUUGUCAACCGAGCCAAGUAUUUUGUAAUUCUUACAUCUCUGAGGGUGAGCAUAAUGUUUUCACAAUAAAAUGCAUUGUGCUCAUUACAAUAUUGUAUUGGCAUCUAGGCAUCUAACAAUAGUGAUAAUAUUAUUAUGUGUGCAGCUAGGCAAUUCCCAGGGGAAGGGGAAAAAAAUUCACAGUUUCUCCAGGUUCUGUUCAAAAUUAAGAGCGGGAAGACAGAAAAUAUCUGAAAAAGAGCUACCCCACCUCAGUAAGUGAAGAAUUACACUGAUUGUGUGCCUGAAUUCUCUUGAUGCCUCUUCCCAAAAUCAAAGCUGAAUCAAGUUAAAUCAAAGCUGAAUCAAUAUCUGCAACAUAUUAAUUAGAAUACUAGGCCUACAUAAGAGGAAAAUAUGAAUAGGAUAAAUGUUUUAUUAUUAAUCACAAUAAUAACAACAACAUGAUAAUGCAGUG